UUUGUUCUCGGAGACGAUUCCUUGCGUUCCAAGAUUACUUAACGAAACCCUAAAUCCCUCCCAAAACCCUAGCAAACCCCAGUGUGCUCGAUCGUUCGCUCCCCCGAAUCCAUCAAUGGCGGAUGAUUCCGGGGUGAGGGCGAGCAAGAGGAGGAAGAAAGGGGAGAAAAAGAAGCUUCUCACGGGGGAGGAGGUCGAGGUGUUAUCUUUAGAUGAAGGGCUUUAUGGUUCCUGGCAUCCUGCCGUAGUUGUUGCUUGCCUUGAGGGCUCCCGCCUCAUCGAGUACACCAAACUAAUGAACGAGGACCAGAAUGUAAAGGCUGCGGAGGCCGUCGAUGUAUCGGAUGCAAUAGAAGGCACAGAAAGCAUUUGCCCCAGAUUUAACUGCAGCCGCAUACGACCUUUGCCACCUCAGCAGAGUUAUCAGCCCUCCGAUUUCCGAUAUGGGGUCUGCAUUGAUGCCUUAGUGAAUGAUGCCUGGUGGGAAGGUGUGGUAUUCGAUCGCAGAGAAGGAUCGCGAGAGAGAUUAAUCUUUUUUCCGGAUUUAGGGGAUCAAGACAUUGUACCUAUUGAUCGACUGCGUGUUACCCAAGAAUGGGAUGAGGUUUAUGGGCAGUGGAGGAUCCGUGAUGAAUGGCUUUUGAUUAAUGUGUUAGAGAGAUAUGAAAGGGAGGAAGAGGGUUUGCCUGUUUCAAUCAGGCAAAUUUGGUACGACAUGAGAGGUAAGCCUUCUUUCUCGAGAAGCAUCAGAUCUUGGACUCGCGGGAGACGGCAUGUUUGGAUUAGAUUGGCCUCAGGUUUGAUCCAAGAGUUGAGGUCUGUCAUCAACGGUACAUUCCCUAUUAAUGCUCUACAUGCUAGCAAUUUUGUGGUCGAGGAUAUACCAUGUAUUGAAGGUGAUAAUACUCCGAUUAAUACUUCAAGUUACAACCAAUCUCACGGCAAGUGCAUUACUAGUGGCAGUCCUCAGCUAUACACCACGGGUGAGGUAUUAUCUGAUUUCAUCAUUGCAUAUCGCAGUAAACAUAAUACUUAUAAGAAGAGAGAGGCACUUCGUGCUAAACGCAAACUUGCUCAAUCCUAUCUCAAAUCAGUCGGUUGGAAGUUCACAAUUUGUAGAGGUAGAGCUCCGUAUAAGUUGUAUUUCUCGCCAAACGGAGACAAGUUUAUGUCCUUCAUUAGGGCAUGCGAAGCAUGGGAAAAGGUUGAAAAGAAUGCAGAUACCCCAAAAAUGAUUUCUAAUGAAUCGCAUGAGGAUUAUGAGGCCGGGUCGGCAUCAGAAGGUGCUAGUACUUGGGGAGCUGUCCAACUUAAGGCCAAAUACUUCCGUGAGGUGGCAUCACUAUUUACAGGAAAUGGAAAUCCUCAGUUAGGAAGUUCAGGAAGAUGUAAUUACCUCAAACUAGGGAACAAGUUGAGGAUGCAUCUUUUGGCUUUGGGUUGGAAAAUUGAUGUCAAAAAGGAUACAAUGAAAAGGUUUCGAUAUCAUUCGCCAGACGGCACAACCUACUAUUCCCUUUGUAAGGUAUGCUUGAACUUGAUCGGUAAACAUUCUGUGGCGAGUCGAAGACGUGGAAACCGUUAUAAAUCACAUGUAAAUCAGCUGGGCAACAAUAGUAACGAGGGGCAUUCUGGGAAGAUUCAUCCCGAACCGGUAUCUGUUUGUAGCGACCCACAAGAUCAUGAAAGUAGUCAUGAGGAGGAGCAUCUUGAUGAAGCUUUUGAAGAAAGUGAAGCAGAUAGCAGCGCCCACCCUAAGAGAAGUGGAUCCGCCAAAACAGUUGAUAUGAAUAAGUUGGUGAAUGUCAAAGCGAGGACUCUUUCGUCAAAAGAAAAUCCGGUCAUGAGAAAGCUUCCUGCAGGCAAAUGUCCUGUACCAGAGUGCUUACCUAAGUCAAUAGGAGAGUACAUGGACUUCAUGAAAUCGAUUCGAGAAAAUCCCCCAAUAAAACAUUCGAAUGAAAUAGCUAAAUCUCUUAGAUUGAAUGUGAGAAAACAUUUUUCCUAUAGCGGUUGGGAGUUUUGGCUUAAAGAGAAAAAAACAAGGGAGGAAUUGUGCUAUCUCUCUCCUUGGAACCAAUUCUUCAACUCUCUAUAUGCUGCCUGUAAGGCUUACUCAAAAGCAGGAUCCCAAGGAAGUAAGCAUGCAAGCUCUUUUGUACACACGAGCAAGAAAGGUGUGUUUUCUUCUAAAUUAUCGGUAUUCGGGCAUAUGGGUUUCGGUAAAUUCGGACCCAGAGGGCUUCGCAAUUCGAAGAAGAGGAGGUGGAAUCCAUUGCUUUCUAUUUCUUUUGCUCAACAGCAAUUUAAAGCAAGGAAAUCAAGCCCACGAAGGCAGCACCAGAUCAUUAACUUGUCACCGAGCCAACAUUUGGCUAAAACGGUUUUGUCUUGGCUCAUCGACCAUGAUGUUCUAUUACCGAGACAAAAGGUGACUUGCGUGCACGAAAGGACUGGGCAUUGCAGAAAGGAAGGUCGAAUCAAUCGAGAUGGAAUAAAAUGCAUGUGUUGCAAUAACGUGUUUAGUCUUGCUAGCUUUGAGAGUCAUGCCCGCAAUAGUCAUGCUGGCAAUAGUUCUUCACGACCUUAUGCAAAUAUAUUAUUGAAAGAUGGGAGGUCUGUAUCACAGUGCAUAGUUCAAUUGAUGGAGGCUACUCGACCUAAAAAACUCCUACAUAGGCGGUUGAAGGGUGAUAACUCUCAUUUCGAAAGCGAUGCAAUAUGCUCUAUCUGUCAAGAUGGUGGAGAAAUAUUGCUUUGCGAUUAUUGCCCAUCAUCGUAUCACCAAAAAUGUGUUGGUUUGGAGGUUAUUCCUGAAGGGAAAUGGUUUUGUCCAUCCUGUAGAUGCGGCAUCUGUGGCUUGAGUGAGUACAACUGUGAUAUAGAGCAGUUCACACAGGAAACAGUAAUUUAUUGCGAUCAAUGUGAGCGUGAAUAUCAUGUGGGCUGCUUGGAAAAGAAAGGAAUGCCGCAUCUUAGUUGCUCUCCGAAGGGUAAUUGGUGUUGUAGCGACAAAUGUUCAGAGAUAUUCCAUUGCCUGCGGCAGCUCCUUGGAAAAUCGAACCCAACCUCUGUUGAGGGUUUAUCAUGGGUUAUUUUGAGAUCAAACAGAGAAAAUGGUGUCGAAAUUUGUAAUUCGGAUCUUGAGACAAUGGCUGAGCAGCAUGGGAAGCUGUCUAUUGCACUCGAUGUACUGCACGAAUGUUUUGUCACUAUAAUUGAGCCCCGUACUAAUACUGAUCUUGUAUCUGAUAUGCUUUUCAAUGCAGAGUCAGAGCUCAAUCGACUAAACUUUUGGGGCUUUUAUACAAUGAUUCUACAAAAAGGAGAUGAGCUAGUAACUGUGGCCACCUUUAGGAUCUAUGAUGAGAAGGUUGCAGAAAUGCCUCUUAUUGGUACUAGAAUGCAGUAUCGCCGACAAGGAAUGUGCCGCAUUGUUGUAAACGAACUGGAAAAUUUGCUUUCUUCCUUGGGGGUGGAGCGGCUUGUCCUACCAGCAGUUCCUCAGCUUCUCGACACAUGGACAAAUUCCUUUGGAUUUAAUAUAAUGGCUGGCUCGGAUAGAUCCGAUCUAAUGGAUUACAACCUACUCAGUUUUCAAGAAACCACCAUGUGUCAUAAAUUCAUGAGGAAAGCUGCGAAAAGUCCGACAGAACGACAUCCUAGUCAGUCUGAUAGAUCUGGUGAAAGAGUUGAGGAAACACAUUGUAAAAUUGGCAAGGCUACUUUUCAACCUCUCUUAUCAUCGUCGGAGACAGUCGAUGGAAAAGGUGAUUUGUCAUGCAGAAACACUGUUGAAGAGAAUAGCUACCAAACUGAUGCUGGAGAUUCUCAUAGAAGUACUUGUCAAAUCAGUGCCGUACACUCCCCUCCAGUAAUUGCAGACCUCUUGAUGGAGAAUGGGCAAAAUGAAAUUAACAAUGCCACAACAGAUAGUGUUAUUGUAGGCCAGAACAAAGAUGGUGGUUCUUCGAUCGAAAUCUCUUUUCCGGCCAUUGUGAAAGCUGAGACUGCUCUUGGUUACAAGUACUCUGGUAAACACUAUGAACGCAUCGGCAAGAGUGGCUGUGGGCGAAGCCGUUGGUUAGGGCUCUUAAUGCCGGAGCUGCAUGUGGAUUCGGGUUCUUCUACGAGGUAAUGUGAGUGGAAACCUCAACUUUUGUUACAUGUGAUGGCUUUUGUCGCUGUUGGUUCGUUGGAGACGAGACAUCCCAAAUUUCUAGGGUUCCACUAAGAUUUUGUUUGGUAAGUGAUGAUGACUUAUUCCCGUCAUUUCCCCAGCUGCUGAAAUUUUUAGAGUUCCACUCUAACCAUAUGUAUGCAUAAUGGCAUUUCCGCUGAUAUAUCAUUCCUCGCCACAGAGCAAGGAACAUUUUGUCAGAUGUAUCUAUGCAUUUAACCGGCUAUUUUUGUGUAUAUUGAACAAUAGAGGAGCCAAAGCCAAUUAGUAUUUAGUGGACGGUUUGGUUUAGAACAGUGCAUUGCCUUUGUAGAUUCUGGAAGGAUUAUAAUAAUGUAAGGAGAGCCUCUUGCUUCCCCUCAACUUAUAGCCAAUUUUGAAAGGGACCCCUUGACUUUCUUCCCCUGCAACUUUUGAUAUAUAUAAGUUUAAUUUAAGAUGAUUUUGGUCAAUUACAUUGGGCUGUUGCAUUUAAAUUCAACGCUGAUCCGUGAAGUUAAUAAUUGUUUCAAACACUAUGGUAAAUAAAACCGUAAUAUUCAAUGUAUUCAAUUGUAGUACCCUAAAUAAUAAAUGUAGAAGUUUGUGAGGUGUUAGUAAAAGAAAUCAAGAGUUGAGGGGACCAUUUAAGAGCAGCUUGUAGUUGAGGGAAUUUUAAUACAAUUUCUUUAGCCUAUUUCAACAUGGGCUACUUGCUCUCAUCAUUGGCUAUCGUGUCGUUGUCGUCGCUCUUUCGUUUAGUUUUACUCUUCUUUGUUUCAAUGCUCACCAAAUUGGAUUGUCCCCUGUUUAGUGGAA
Messenger RNA from Ananas comosus (pineapple), 4978 nucleotides. RefSeq lists its product as uncharacterized. Bases 116 to 4138 code for a protein of 1340 amino acids. Lineage: Eukaryota; Viridiplantae; Streptophyta; Magnoliopsida; Poales; Bromeliaceae. Gene Ontology annotation, molecular function: acyltransferase activity, transferring groups other than amino-acyl groups; transcription corepressor activity. The transcript has 11 exons. Gene Ontology annotation, biological process: negative regulation of DNA-templated transcription. The record is from RefSeq and is a predicted model, not a curated record.